AUGCGUCUUCCAUAUGUUCCAGAUCCCCCUCCAACACAUACGCCAGAGGAAGCUCGGAUUCUCGCGGCCGUGCAAGCUCGUCGUGCUCCCAAUCCUCUUCUCCCACUCGAUCUCACACUCCUGCAUUCAUUUCCAGUCACGGACGGAUGGAAUUCCUUUAUCGGAGCUAUUCGGACACGAACCAGUCUCUCUGCCGUGAUUCGAGAGCUAGCCAUCUGCCGUGUCGCGGUGAUCAAUGGCGCGCUCUUUGAAUGGGAGCAGCAUGCACCACUCCUGACCGAGGGAGGACUCGGCGACGAGGCACUCAAACUCAUUGGCAAUGCCAAUGCUGAUUUUAAAAGCAAAGAGGCUGCGGAGAUUCUGACCACCGAGCAAAGGGCUGUUGCGCGAUACACAGAUGCGAUGACAAAGACGGUCACCGUGCCAGACGAGAUAUUUGCGCUGGUCAAGAGUUGUUUUAGCGAUACGGAGGUCGUCGAGAUCACCGCUACGAUUGCCGCAUAUAAUUGCGUGAGCAGGUUCUUGGUGGCUCUAGAUGUUGGAGAAAAAAAUCAUUAG
This is a messenger RNA of Penicillium oxalicum, 558 nucleotides long. RefSeq names its product carboxymuconolactone decarboxylase family protein. The transcript has a single exon. Gene Ontology annotation, molecular function: peroxiredoxin activity. Bases 1 to 558 code for a protein of 185 amino acids. The record is from RefSeq and is a predicted model, not a curated record. NCBI's taxonomy places the organism in Eukaryota, Fungi, Ascomycota, Eurotiomycetes, Eurotiales, Aspergillaceae.